UUUUGUAGCUCUUAUUAUGGCAUGUCUGGCCUCUUUGGAUGCUGUCUCUUUAGAUGUGGACUUUUGGUAACUUUUUUAUCUUUUUUUUUCUUUUUUGACGAAAUGAAACAUUUAUCAACAUCCUUUCAUUUUUCUUUCUUUUGUAGUUGCAGAUUUUUAGGGUGUGAUUUUAUUAUUUGUUUAUUUUAUAUUUUUUAAUAAACUUUUGCUAAAUGUUCAUUUGUUUCUUCUUUUUAGGCAACUGAACUGGCUGAAUUACUUUGGAUGUGCAGGACC
Rhizophagus irregularis DAOM 181602=DAOM 197198 is the source of this 276-nucleotide messenger RNA. Lineage: Eukaryota; Fungi; Glomeromycota; Glomeromycetes; Glomerales; Glomeraceae. The record is from RefSeq and is a predicted model, not a curated record.